This is a messenger RNA of Arabidopsis arenosa, 3189 nucleotides long. The record is from the annotation of a GenBank genome assembly. Lineage: Eukaryota; Viridiplantae; Streptophyta; Magnoliopsida; Brassicales; Brassicaceae.
CACUCUCCAUUCGAUUCCCGCCACGUAAGAAUCUAUGCACUGAUGUUUUAUUCACAAAGCGAUCGGCGAGAAAGUUUUUUCUCGGGAAAAAAAUGGAAAUGGAAGUUGUUUUGGGAAGCGGAGAAGAGGCGAGACCUAAACCUUGUUCUUCGGAGAUUGAAUCAGCUGAGAAAACCCUAAAAGAUGAUGUUGGUGUUCAAGAGAACGGUGUUAGGGUUUCUGAAAACGGUGAGAAAAAGUCUGAUGUUGUUGACGAUGAUGAGAAAACUGUGAAGAAUUUGAACGAAUCUGGAGUUAUAGAAGAUUGUGUUAUGAAUGGAGUUUCUUCUUUACUGAAAUUGAAGGAAGAUGUGGAAGAAGAAGAAGAAGAGGACGAAGAAGAUGAUGAAGAAGAAGAAGAAGAAGAAGAAGAAGAAGAGCAUGGUUACUGUGUUGGUGAUUUUGUGUGGGGUAAAAUCAAGAAUCAUCCAUGGUGGCCAGGUCAGAUUUAUGAUCCAUCAGAUGCUUCAGAUUUGGCUUUGAAGAUAAAGCAAAAAGGGAAAUUGCUUGUGGCGUGUUUUGGAGAUGGGACAUUUGCUUGGUGCGGUGCGUCGCAGUUGAAACCGUUUGCUGAGAGUUUUAAAGAGUGUUCGAAGGUGAGUAAUUCGAGGGGGUUUCUCGGUGCGGUGGAAGAGGCGGUUGAAGAGAUUGGUAGACAGAUUGAGCGUGUAUUGGUAUGUGAUUGUGCUGAGGUGAAGUAUAGGUUUGAUAGUCCUGUAGUUAACAAUGCUGGGAUUAAGGAAGGUGUUUUGGUGCCUGAUGUGAGACGGGAAAUGAUUUCGUCUUUGCUGGUUGGGAAACAUGGAGAGAUUCUUAAAGAUGUUAAAAGUUUUGCAGAGACGGUUAGUUUUAGCGGUUUGCUUGAGCUGGAGAUAUUGAAAAGGAAGGUAUCUGCGUUUUAUCGGUCUAAUAGAGGAUAUGGUUUGACUGAGUAUCAUGAGCCUCAAUCAGUUCCAGGACUUGAGGAUAAGAACAACGAUGAUGAUGAUGAUGAAGAUGAGAAAGUUAAUGAUGGGUUAGAAUGGCGUGCUAAACGUUCUAGCAUAGAAGAAGCUGCAGACUUGGAUAAUGAAGAGUCGUCUCUUCAGAGAUCGUUAGAGAAGUGUUCUGGUUUUCCUGAUCAUAGGCUGCCCCACAGGAGGAAACAGAAAAGCAUUACUGAAAUAAUAGAGAAUGAGUCGGCUGCUAAGGUGAGGUUUGAGAUAGAACCUACGGAUGGAGAUGUAAAGUCAAAUGUAAAAUCGGGUAGGAAGAAAACAAAAUGCCAUGAUGAAGUUAAUGGUGAUCUUGAAAAUGUAACCGCCACUGCACCGAGGAGGAGAAGAAAGAGUGAAGUAGCUACAAUUGAAGACGCUGGUCACAAGCAAGCGGUAGAAAGUAGCAAAGGCAAAACUUCGAGGAAGAAGAAGAAAAUGGAUGUGGAUGAUGGUGAUGAUGAUGGGAGUGGAGACAGAGAAGAGACUGAGGAAAAAGAGAUUUCAGAAUUGGAAAUAGAUAUCGAUUCAACUCCAUUGGCUUCGCUGCGGAAAAGGGUCGGGUUUGAUGAUUCAAACGUUGAAAGAAGUGCGGCUGAAAAUGGCGAGACCGCUACACAAACAUCAAAGAGAGAGAGGAAGAAGAGCAAGUAUCUUUCGCCUGAUUACUUGUCUGAUUUUUCACGGAAAGGAAGAAAGAGUACAAUUGAAUCUGACUCUUCGAAAGUUUCAAGUCAGAGCCAAGUAGGAGAGCAAAUAACUAAUGCUAGUGAUAGCCUCGUGGCAGUGGAAGAAGAUACGUUGGAUAAACCUUGUGAACCAUCAUCUGAUAAUGGGUUAGGUCACGAAGAAAUGUCUGGGGAACUUAGUAACGCCGUCGACUUUCUGAGGUUGGGAGCUACACCAAAGGAAAUGCAGGAUCUAAUUCGUGUAGCCGCUCUUGGCACACAAUAUCCAAAAGACAGUAGCUCAAGAGACAUGGUAAGAGAAUUCAUGACCAUUUAUAGAAGCUUCACAUAUCAUGAUGGAGCCAAUCACAAGUUCUUAGGGAGCUAUGAUAGUUCGGAUAAAGAAAAGGAAGAACUGAAUGAGAUGGGCAAACAUGUUGUAACUAAGGGAAAAGAGAAGAAAGAUAAGAAGCGUAAAGCCAAGGAGCAAGCAGAGGAGAUAGAGGUAAUUGGAAAAGAGGAGAAUGAGACAGACAAGCAUGGGAAAACGAAGAAAGAGCGAAAACGUAAGAAGUCUGAAUCAAAGAAGGAAGGGGAUGAAGGAGAAGAAACCCAGAAAGAGGCGAUUGAGUCAACAAAGAAAGAGAGAAAACGUAAGAAGUCCGAAUCAAAGAAGCAAGCUGAUGGAGAAGAAGAAACUCAGAAAGAGCCAAGUGAGUCAACUAAAAAAGAGAGAAAACGUAAGAAGCCUGUAUCAAAGAAGAAGGCAGAAGCAGUUGAAGAAGACGAAACUCGGAAAGAGUCAGUUGAAUCAACCAAGAAAGAGAGAAAACGGAAGAAGCCUAAACAUGAUGAAGAAGAAGUCCCGAAUGAGACUGAGAAACCCGAGAAGAAGAAGAAGAAAAGAGAGGGAAAGUCUAAAAAGAAAGAAACUGAGAAGGAAUUUUCAGGAGCUGAGCUAUAUGUUACAUUUGGUCCUGGUUCAAGUUUGCCUAAAAAGGAAGAUCUGAUUGAAAUAUAUGAAAAAUUUGGAGCUUUGGACAAAGAGAGAACUGAUAUGGUCGACAACAACUUCUCUGCCCGUGUCGCUUUCUUGGAUGUAGCUGAUGGAGAAAAAGCCUUUGAAUCCUCACUAGAGAAGUGUCCGUUUAGUUCUAAUUCGACCGUUAAAUUCAGACUCAAGUAUCCAAAUGAGAGAACAGAGGAGAAGAAAACUGAAGCUGAAGUUGCAGAGACGACAAUGGAGGUGGAAUAUCUGAAGAAAAAGCUGGAGGAGAUGAAAAUGUUACUUGAUGGAUGCGAAGGAGGAAUGACUGAGCAAGUGAAAGUGAAACUUGAAGGUGAGAUGGUAAAUUUGUUGGAGAAAGUGAGAAAGUGAGAGAGAUGAGAGAUCUUCUUAGGAUUAUUAUGCUUUAUGUUUUUCUUUUGGUUGGUUGAGAAUUUUCAGGAGACUUUUGCAGGGUUUAGGAUUAUUUAUGGUUUCUGCAAAACAAAAGAGAACUAGUAUU